Messenger RNA from Pyrenophora tritici-repentis Pt-1C-BFP, 1470 nucleotides. RefSeq names its product Kynureninase. Gene Ontology annotation, molecular function: pyridoxal phosphate binding; kynureninase activity. Lineage: Eukaryota; Fungi; Ascomycota; Dothideomycetes; Pleosporales; Pleosporaceae. The record is from RefSeq and is a predicted model, not a curated record. Gene Ontology annotation, biological process: NAD+ biosynthetic process. Gene Ontology annotation, cellular component: cytoplasm.
AUGGACCUAACCAAGGCUGUCGAACAGCUCCGGCAAGGGCAAAAGCCGCAAUGGCCGGCGACCUGCGAGUCAUUGGAGUUUGCGCAAUCUCUCGAUGCGAGUAAGGGAAUUUCGUCAACUCUCCGCCAGAACUUCAUUGUACCGAGCAAAGCGCAAAUUCGGCGGAAAACUCUCAAGGACGACACUCAAACGGCGCAUCCAGCAUCAAAUUCAGAGGAUGAGGCGAUCUACUUCUGCGGCAAUUCUCUAGGUCUGCAACCAAGAGCUGUGGGCGAGCACCUGAACGCAUAUCUCAAAACAUGGGGUUCAAUCGUCGUUGGUGGUCACUUUACCGCCCUUGAAGACUCCCCUCUCACACCCUUCCAAGACAUGGCGGCUGCGUGCUCAAGCAAGAUGGCAGACAUUGUAGGUGCUUCGCCCUCGGAAAUUGUCGCAAUGAACACUUUGACCAUCAACCUGCAUUUGAUGAUGGCAGCCUUUUACAAACCAAUGGAGAAGAAGCACAAGAUCAUGUGCGAGUGGCGGCCUUUUCCCAGUGACUGGUACGCCAUCGAGUCACAGAUUGAAUGGCAUGGUCUUGACCCAAAGAAGAGUAUGCUGCUAGUGGAACCGGACGAUGGGCAUAUCAUUACAACAGACAACAUCCUCAGACUCAUUACCGAUAAUGCCGAUGAACUUGCUCUCAUCAUGUUGCCCGGUAUCCAAUACUACAGUGGCCAGCUUCUCGACAUCCCUACCAUCACCGCACAUGCACGCAAACACAACAUCACCAUCGGAUGGGAUCUAGCACACGCCGCCGGUAACGUCGAACUCAAGCUCCACGACUGGGACGUUGAUUUUGCCUGCUGGUGUACAUACAAGUAUAUGAACGCUGGUGCCGGUGCUAUCGCGGGUGCUUUCAUCCACGAAAAGCAUGGCAACAAUGACCACUACAAGGGGCUAAAGGGCUGGUACGGCCACGACAAGUCCUCUCGUUUCUUGAUGGACAACAAAUUCGUCCCCACACCUGGCGCGCAAGGCUUCCAAUGCUCCAACCCCUCAAUCGUCGAUCUCACAUGCCUGGCCGGCGCCCUCAGCGUCUUCGAGAAGACCUCAAUGGCCGAUCUUCGCUCAAGAUCACUACUCCUGACCGCAUAUGCUGAGCAUCUUCUUUCCCAAAUAGCCGCACGCAACUCAACAGACGGUGCUUCUCCCUUCCAAAUCAUCACACCCUCAGAUCCUCGUUUCCGCGGCGCACAGCUUAGUGUUCUAUUACCAGAAGAUAUCUUCGAUGAUGCGAGUGCGGCGUUGGUUGAGAAUGGUGUUGUCUGUGAUAAGAGGAAACCUGGUAUCAUCCGUGUAGCACCUGUGCCAUUGUACAAUACAUUUGGCGAUGUGUGGAGGUUUAUGCGGGUAUUUGAAGAGGCGAUACGGGAGAAGAGGCAGGAGAGACAUUCACAAACGAUGCCGGCGGUUGAGGCGCGGCUAUAA